Messenger RNA from Spirometra erinaceieuropaei, 14558 nucleotides. Lineage: Eukaryota; Metazoa; Platyhelminthes; Cestoda; Diphyllobothriidea; Diphyllobothriidae. The record is from the annotation of a GenBank genome assembly.
AUGGACGUCGAUGAACGCGUAUUCAGCCUUCCCUUCGGUCCCGUCGGCGGCGUUAAGAGACUUUUUAUUAAUCAGCAGAUGAUUACGAGUUUUGUGUUCUGCGUCGUUGUGCACCACGUUAUUUCUCCGUUCGCAUUUGGGCGCUGCAAUGCGAUCUACCGUAGUCUAAGCAAGAACCGUCGGAUGGAAUGGGAUUCAAGGUACACCUUAGCCACAUGCCGUCUAGUUUUACAUCUCUCAACUGCUAACGCCCAACAGUUCGGGCAUUCUCCCACACAGUUACAUAUUUAGGCUUGCCCCAGUUUGCCUUUUGUUUCGAUUCGUAUUCACUCGAAUCACCUUUAGCAUCUGAAUGCGAACAUAUACUGUAGUUGGCUUUGGAAAGCUGUUUUUUUCGUGUACUCAGUCCUAAUUUCAUUUUUAGAGUUGAAACACACCGAGUUUAUGACACCUUUGCAGGCUAUGCAACUGUCUAAUGGACUUUAUGCACCGCUGCCCACAAAUGACGAUGAUGAAUGUCGGCACUUUUAAAAAGUUCGCUUCCGUCCGUGUCUGCAAUCGUCGGAAGUUUGUGAUCGAAAAUACCUUACCUAUCUUUGCCCUCUUCGGCGACCAUACGCACAAUGCUUAAUUGAGUUUUGCGUAGUGUUGACUUCAGAAGCCCCGUGUCUUCCUCAAAUUAGGGUUCUCACCGACGCCAAAACCGAAGAAAGCGCGCCGUCAGCUUGUCCUGUUUUCACUGUCCAUCGAUUAUCAAAUGAAGUGAGAUAGUAGUCAGUGAAGGUUAGUACUUAGUUGUCCUCCGGACAAUUAGUAUUGACUAUUAGACCGGUCUUCUCCUCACUAGUCCCACAGGGUCCAUCCCAUAGGCGAAAUCAGACGCAUAUACUGGUCGCGACUAACAGCGGUUUGGUCAGUAUUGCCCAUGGACGACCUCAGCCACUGACAAAAAUCGAUGCUCCUGAUAAAUGUCGAUGUCCGCUGCGUUGCUGCCAACUACGUCUGAGAGUCACUGAGCUCCUCUCAACUUAUCGUAACCCGUGGUUUGGCAUGGUAGGUAUCAAGUUUCUUCGGCAAAUUUGGGUUCCAGUUGCCUACCUGCUCAUUCGAUCAUUUGAAGCAUCGCACAAAGUCUAAAGCAGCUAUUCAACAUUAGCAGACACCUUACGCUGUUAACAACUAAACUGACAGACCCCUUCGAAUCUACAUUGGCGAAGAAUGACUGUCAUUAGUAGUAGUGGUGACGUUUAUGGCUAUCGCGUUUGAGCUGACGAUUUCGACUCAUGACAUGCGUUAAUCCGCAUGCAGUGGUUUCACUUGGGUUCCUAACUAUUUUUUUUAUCUCUGUCAUGCAUUAGACAGUUGCCCGACUUUGUCGGUCGUUGCGCCUACUCCCGUCCACGCUUUUUUGACUCUGCAAAGCAACUGGGACAUUGUGGGAGUCGAGUCGAUUUAGGCCAAGUCAGGCGCUUAGUUCCUUCAUGAUAAACAUUCAAGCACGCUUUAGGACUACCACCACGCACUAACGGUCGUUAAUUGACAAGUUUCUAGCUGGUUUAGGACUGAGGAUCAGGCUGCAACACCCUCCUAAUGUAGCAAUGGUUUGAAUUAUGCGUAGUCCGAGACCUCAUUGGUAGGUGUGAAACCAUGAGCCACAACAUGCGUCCAUGCGUUAUGUCGGCCGCUGACCUCCCCGCGCAUCUCCAGUAGUCUUUACUUUGCCUCGCCACCAGAACACACCGGGUGUGGGAAGACUGAAAUGGAGUGGACACGACUUAAAUCUAAUCCACUGUAAACAGAUGUUAACGCAGCUCAUCACUGUGUUCUGUCCGAGAAAGUGGUGGACUUUGCCGCUCUUAACGGUCAAGCUUUUUAUAGAGUUUAACCACGCGCUUCAGUCAUAUGCCUAUAUCCUUACCUGCAGCCUGUACUUUCCAGUUUGCAGGAUGUUGCCAAUUUUAUUUCGGUAUGCUGUAUAACCGGCCUCAUAUCCCCGGUGUUUUCACAGGCCUUGCCUUUCGUCUUGUGGGUGGAGCCAUUGGUCGGAAAACUAUAUCCUUAGCUGUUUUUAACGGUCGGGAUAUGCCGUAACAGCAGGUUCGGGGGACUGCUGAACAUAGUCUCGUUUGGAUUUGCGAAAACAUCCGGGCUAAUUAAUUUGAUCGUCAGUUAGAGUCUGGCCUGUCUCUGUUAUUCCCCCUUGUCAUGGCGUCGACUCCGGACGAGUAUAUAUCCUCGUUCCAUGCCUUUUGACUGCAAUGGUAACUUCCUUGCCAUAAAGAGCGGAUUAAGCAUUAGAUACUUUGACUUUCAGUUUAUGUUACAUCAAAUUUGUUGGACGGUGUUGCCAAUAACAUUUCCGAUCUGUCUUUUCUCAACUUUAUGAGAUGCAGAUGAAUGCAGAGCAUGCGGAUUUAGCAUUCCGCGGAAAGUUUACUUGUCAUCACGUUUGUCCUAUUGAAAAACGAUUAGGGAACCUGAUAGAUCAAGUGUAGACGGUGGUGAGGUCGGGAUUUAUCGGCGCACUCCAUGGCUGUCAGUAAUCUUCCAAGGUACUAAGUCUGGUAGUAUGCAAUGCAAAAAAGAAGUCACCGUGCUCACUCUUAUGUUUAAAAUUCCUUAUCGACAAAGUCGAGGCGGAACUGAAGCACCUGGUCAUAAUUGUCACCACGCCGAUUAUGAACUCCCAGCGAUCCGUUGUCCUUUCAGACAAAAGACGAUCAGCCUGAGAUUUAGUCUCCGCGUCAAGCAUCACGGAAGGCGUCCGACAGUGGCAUCGGUAGCGAUUCGAACAGUUUGGAAGCCUCUGGUAUCUACAAUUUGAAUCCGUGUGGACCGUUUUCUUUCAUGCAUUUAUUUUCUCGCCUUUUCAGGGUUGUUUCAAGUAUCCACGCGACUGUUGUCAGCGUCCUCUGCCUCCUUUCCCUCGUCAAAGAAAGGGAGCUUUGGCAAAACCCAUUCUUGUACGUUUGUAUCCCCUUGUUGGUUAUGAGACGUCAUCUUUUAACAGCUAAUCUAGCUUACAGCGAUUCAUAGCAGGAUUUUUUAGCACCCUUCCUCAGUGUGUCUGUCUUGUCCGGUUGCGUCAAUUCUUGUAUCUACUUUCCGGCAGACAUAUAAGAUGACUACUUCAUGGAUUACCUCGCUAAGUCGGAAUUUUUGGGGUUGGUUUGGAUUUAGUGACUGCCCCGUGCGUAAUCCCGCCGUUUGUAAAUUCUCAAGUAAUCUUGACUUCGUUAGUGGGAAUGUUUACAACCCAUCUCCUCUCGUGAUCGCUCUAGCGCCAAAUGUCACUUCUAAUGCUAUUCACUGCAGCCAGUGAGUUUUUUUACGGUCAGCCUGCAUUAAUUCUAGACCACUUGUCAUUCAUUGGUGACAUUUCAGUCAAGUCUUUACCGCUCUUCAAUUCCUAUGAUUUAGGGUAACCGCUCGAACUGUUGUGCUAUGGGAGAAAUUUCUUGUUUCCAUCAGAUUUCGCUAAGAACGCUGAUGUAAAGGCAACUUUUCACAACAUCUAAACUCAUUCGAAAACCGUCUUGGACAACCUGAUAUUUCUCCUUUCACUGCCGCACCUGGUUUUCGUUUUCCACCUUUGAAUACAUCUCUGUUCCGUUUUUUCGCGUUAGCGGUUUAUGUACUGUUCCGAAGUCGACUUUUUCAUGUUUACCUACCGCAUCGAAUCUUGGUUGAGGUUCGUGUAUUAAAUCCCUUUCCGUCCUUGGCUGUUUGAAAUUUUCUGCAGUUCCAGUGAUCACAAGGGGUCUUAGAGCGCCUAACUGUUCCAUGACCGUAAAAACUGGCACCCAAUAUCUGUUUAUGCUUGCAUCCCUCUCAAUGCCGUCUACAUAACAUCCAUCAAAAUUCACCUCGGUUGUCUUGAUGCGCGUUUCCGGCCUGUCGCUUGUGUACCACACGUUUUAUGGCAACUACAUCCGCAAUGUCGACGCACCUGGGUAACUGGCAACCGGUUGAACUUCGCGCACCUAGGCCGGGUGUCGAAAGUAUCGCGUCUCAUGGGUAGGCGUCUGCAUUCGUCUUCAUUUUUUGCUAACGCCACUGCGCAUGAUGGACCAAACCCUCACCUAAAAAGUGAUCGUUAUUCCGCGAGGCCGCAGAAGUGCAGCCGAACUUACACACCCAAUCUUAGUUCAUAUGUCCUCUGAAUCCGUAGUAAAUUUUCAAGUUUCGGAUUUUGGCGACGUAAAGCAUGGCCAACCUCGAGCGGCGGGUUUAGAUUAUUUGUUACCUUCCUGUAUAGUACGAUCCUCUUUUUAUCUUAAAAUUCCUGGUUACUAGUUUUCAAGAGGGCUUUGUACUUCUGUUUAAAUGAGUACUCCGCUGUGACCGAGGAGUAUUAAAAUCGUUAAGACAGUGUAGAUAGCAAUUUGCGCGUUCAGUCCGGCUUGGCCUUAAUUGAAAUGUGUCGGUUUUUGGCUGUACUUUUUUCGAUCAGCUAACCUUUGCAAAAAAGGCUUGCGUCCGGUACUUACUGAAAUGUUGAGAGAACCACUUUCCACUCUUUGUUUUCCGUGGACCAAUCCUCCAGAGAAUGCUCGAAUUCUUCCGGUGUGUCUGAUGUGCACUCAUGCAUUCAUAGGAUAUGGGGACAUUGUUUCGCCAAUUCUUAAACUGUCCAACAAGCAGCUGGCUUACUUUGGAGUUGAAGGUUUCUUUGUCGUCCCAAGUGAAGGGUCUGUGUUGGAUAUAGGGUGCCGGCUCUCGUUCCGUAGGUUGGGCUAUAGACAAUACCUCCAACCUCCCGCAUCCAUACAUUGUUUUUAGAGAUGUAUUGUGGAUGUUGCUGCAGUGCGCGCAAUCUCAUCUGAUUUGCCUGUACUCCACUCGGUAAAAAAUGUCUCUUUCCGUCUCCCCACUUGUUAUUUCCUACCCGCCUUUGCUUUUGUUUAUCAUUGUUAGUGCUAGGUGGGGUUAACUUCCUUUCAACUUCAGAUAAAUAGCCUCUUCCGUGAUUAACGUUGGCCCUUCGGUACUACAUGUGCUCGUGCUUCCACUUGUCAUUUUAGUGCGACGGGGGACAUUGCCCUACACGCUCUGUCCAUUUCAAUUGGAUACUUCAUGUGUGGUAAGCAGGUUUUUAGUGCGUAUUUUGUCGUAAUUUUAACAUUCGGAGCUCAACAUCUGCCCAUUCUUUAUCUAUACCAGCCUUUUCACAUAUGAACAGGAAAGUGGCCCUGUUUUUAAGCUCGCCAAGCCACCGCACGCCUUUGGUUAUUGAAAGACCAAAUCCCUCAGCCAGAAAAGCCUACCCAGCUGUUUUUCGAAUGAAUUAAGGAAGGAAUGUUGAUCCCCUAUUACACUUAAAACUAAGCUGCUGAACAGUUCUGCCAAAGUCGAAUACCAACAGGUUUUACUUUAUUUUUUCGCUACCAAGAUAGAUGAACUGGAGUAACUUUCUCCAGCAAUUCAGCGAGUUCCGGGCGUCCGUACAAUCGCCUCAAAAGUUCUUUACACAUGAGGAAGGAAGUAGAGUUUCUGGGACUCAAUUUCUUCAUUGGGCCUGGCGUUUAUGUGACUGCCCUUGGCGUCUGCGGCAUUUUUUUCAAAAAGCUGACUAGAUAUCUGUUUAACCAGAAUAACCGGAAUAAAUGAACCAGUGCCCUCCCAAGCAGAUCUUGUUUGCUGUAGUACCAAAAGACUUGAUGAAAAAGAAGUUCAGACACAACAUCAUUUGUGAGGUACAAGAUGAUUGUCUUCGCACUUGAGGAUGGUUUCGGCACCAAUGCCUUUUCUGUAGGCCUUGUGAGGUUGCCAUCACUCAGUUUUUGUUCGGUCAUACAGGAAUAAGCGCUCACCUCUCCACUGGCCUUCUGAAGCCCCGAGUGUAUAGGAGGAGUCACUAAAAGACAAUUGCCUGCCAGACCGAACUCAACUAAGAUUUGAUGACGACUGAAGCUGCCAGGUGGUUAGGUAUUAAGGAAUUUCAGUUCGAUGAGAUACCUUUCACAAACCAAAUCUGGAGGCCUUAUGUGGGAGCGCACGUUCAUGUUCCUGAUUCCCGCUGGUGAUCAGAGUUACUGUUGGCCGAAUGAGGACAGAACAGGCCUCAAACGCGCUGUUUUUGCCCCUAUAUCCGUCUGUAUGUAGGUAGUUGACCGUUCGCCGUUGUGCCAUUCUUUCGGACUUUCAUCUGCGAAACCAGUGUGCGCCUGUUUCCCUAUAAUGUAUUUAUGUUCACUCAGGAAUGGGAGCACAUUGAUCCAUUGACUUCCCGAAGCAAACAAGCUUCGUAUGGGUGAUAGGAGUCACGAACAGGCAAACACCUACCAGGCCGAAGUCGGCCAAGCCAUGAAAGCAGGAGGGAGACGACAGUCUCGGGGUAGAUUGAUACAGAACUGUUUCGGGCUUGUUUGCCCUCAUUCGGUCAAUCAUAACGCUGGCCACCAGCUGGGACCGGAAACACAAACAUACGCUCACACAUCUGGCGCAACUGGUCCGCCAUUUGGGUCUACCAGAUGGAUCAUAAGCACUUCGUCGAACCGAAGCUCAUCAGGGUCUCGCCACCUGCCAUUCCCUGUUGCUGCAAAUUGAGUAUUUAUUCCCUCAGAAAUGGGCGCACUCCGAUCCAUUGGGUUCCCGAAGAAAUUGAAUAAAUACUCGAUCUGCAGUGACAGAAUGGCAGGUGGCGAGACACCGAUGAACUCCGGUUCGCACUGAAUCCAGUAGAUGACGUUCGUGGUUUCACCUCAUGGCAGAGUAGCCUUUAGGUCUCAUGACCAGAUGUCGAAUUGUUGACUCCGGUCUGCGGGCGAUGCCGAUCCCCAGCGGUCUUAAGAGACGGGAGACCGCCUCAGAAGCGCCGUCGAUGUAUGGAAGCGCCCGCUAUAUUUUUGGCCGUUCUGUCACCAAACGUCGGCUUGGUCCGGCCUGUCUGCUGCGUUCGAUGAAGUUGCGAGGAUACCCGUUGGCCAUUAAGAGACGCUGGAGGUAGCGUAGUUCUGACCUUCUGUCGUCUGGCUCGCUGCAGUGUGUUUCUGCCCUUCUGUAGAGUGUUCGCACACAACUACGCUUGUGACCUAAGGGGUGCUUACUGUGGUAGCUCAGGAUUUGAUGUGAAUUGGUGGUCCUUGUAUAUACCGUCGUUUUUAGGUGUCCAUUGGGUUUUCGAUGGACGAGAACGUCCAUGAACGGCAGUUGGUUGUUGAUUUCCGCCUUCAUUGUGAACCGGAUGUCAGGGAGAACAGAGUUCAGGACAUCAUGGAAUUCUUGAACCAUUUUCCGCUUAAUCAUAACGAAAGUAUCAUCGACCAUUUCUGGCUUGUCAGCUGUCACCAGCUAGCUAUACCGAACCCCAGGUUUUCCGCACGUGAGAUUCGAACCGGGGAUCUUUAACAAUUGGGUUGACGCUGUAGCACUGGACCACGAACCUGUUGUCUCGUCGGUUGCGAUUUGGAAUGUUACCUAUGUUGGUAUUGUGUUCACCGAUCGGGUCACCAAGCAUGCUCACCUCAUCGUGUCUUUAGAACCUACGAAGGCAAUCGCAUAGUGACCCAGAAUGUAUGCUGAACGGAAUACCAACAAAGGCACGUGAGACUGGAAUGACAAUUUCUGACUUGUCAGCCGUCAUCAGUUGGCCACGCCCAACCCCAGGUUUGCAGCGCGCACUCCUUAUGUGGGUGUCAGGUUCUGGUCACUGAAUGUUUCCGGUCUUCGGUUUACUGCACAAUGGCCUUCCAAGGUCUGAGUAACGGCACCUAUGCAAACCCACACAAGUGCGUUUUCGUGAGAAAUGGCAGAACCAGGCCGUUUUUCCUACUCCAUUUUUAUUGUAGGCCUUGCAUUCACAGCACACCUUCAAAAAUGAGCGUUUUCGUAAACACGGGCAGUUAAUGGUGUACAUCGUUCCUGACCGUGUGGAUAUUUACCUAAUGGGCUUACUUCCUCGACCCGCACCAGGUCCUUUUGUGCUUAACUAAAACAUUGCCUUGUCUAAUUUCCGAGGAAAUGAAUGCGCGAGCUUGGAGUAAAUUCUUCGGAACAGACCUUUUCAGACACCUUUCGAAAGCUCUUAUGAAUAUUUGAGCUGAAUCCCAUCAGCUACUGUGGAAUAACUGUGUAAUAUUCACAAACCGCCAACAGGCAGCCAGUAGUAUAGAACUGUGCAUUGAUUUACCGUACUAUAACAACACAGGUAAAAGCUCAGACGCGUGUUUCGCCGACCUUAUGCCGCUGCCUGACGUCGCUGCGAGGGGUUCGGCUCGUCAAUGGGUCCCCCAGCUUCCCCGGUGUGUUUUCUGGUAUACGAACUCCAGUCCUACCUGGCCCUGUUUAAUUUCCGAAGAAAUUAAUGUGCGAACUUGGGGUAAAUUUUUCAGAGCAGACCUUUUUUGCCGGUUUGUAAAUAUUACGCGGUUAUUUUGCAGUACCUGAUGGAUUUCAGAUCAAAUAUUCAUAUCAACGGUUGGACCGUGCCUGAAAAGGCCUGUUUUGAAAGAGUUACUUCAAGUUCGCGUAUUCAUUUCCUCAGAAAUUAAACAAGGCAAGCUGAAACUGGAGUUCAUAUAGCAGAAAACACACGGGGAAGGCUGGGGGACCCACUGAUGAGCCGAACUCCUCGCAGCUGCGUCAUGCAGCGACGCAAGAUUGGCGAACCACGCGUGUCUGAGGCUUUAGCCUGUAAAUAAUUACACAGUAUUAUCUACAACAGUCAUUAGUGUUCAUGGCUCACAGCCCAGGCAAUUUAUUUGCCGGGUUUAUGUCCCGAGCAAAUUCUGCACCAAUUACGGGCUGUUGGCUCACGAUGGGUACAGUCAGUUAUCUUAAAGAAGGAGACACGAUCACUGGAACAAGUUUAUUGGCCUGACGUUUCGGAUUCCUGCUCGAACCCAUCAUCACAGACAAAAGCAGACCCGUAUCUGCUUUUGUAUCCGAUGAUGGGUUCGAGCAGGAAUCCGAAACGUCAGGCUAAUAAAGCUCUUGUCCCAGCGAUCGUGUCCCCUUCUUCAAGACUGCCUCCUGGGACUCGUCUCUUCGCUUCUAUUGACGGUCAGUUAUGUUUUCCCUCCUCAGAUCAGAAGCAUUGAAAGUCUAUGCAAAAGGGCACUGGACCACUGUGGUCACUGUAUGAAAGGAAUUGAUUAGUUAUUUUUUCGAUCGAUAUCGGCUUGGAGGAUCCUCUAUCGAGCGUCAUCAUGUCACGCUUCAUGACUGAAUUUGUAUUUUGUGCAGCGUGAUAUCAGGGACCAUUAGCACAUAUUCCCAGCAAAUGCUGCUGGCUGACUUUCGUCUAACAAAUUGAUUAUCUGAUCUUACAUAUGGACCCACUUAUUUUUUCAUUUUUUUCUACUCUUAGGAGUCAGCCACAGAAUCAUCCCACAGAAGUUAAAGAUCCUCUUAGGGCCUAUGUGGUUUCCUACGUUUAAAUUCUAUGGACUAGCUAAAUAAACUACAGACAAAUAAACUCGAUAUAUCCAGGGAGCAGAUAAAUGUGACUGCCUGUAAUGCCUUUUUAAGUCUAACUUUGCACCUGAUUUUCGCGAAAGACAAGGCAGACAAAUCUGCUUGUAGUUGCUGCACAAUGUGUUCACACAGUAACUGAAACGUCCUCAGAUUAACAUUAUGUCUGUGCGUCCAACUACCUUAACUUUUGAACUACCCUCCUACAGCCGGUUUUGUGUGCUGUUGGUGGGAAUUCUGUCUGACUCUAACCAUGCCGACACGCAAGCUGGAUUGCUUCUUCCCAUUGAUGCUCAUUGACCUCAAUAUAGUCGCCAACUCCUUUCCCCUUUUUUUGCUCCCAUAGAUUUGCUGUCAAUGCCCAUCUACUAUAGAGGCAAAAAUCUGGUCAUCUUCAUUGUGCAUCACUUAGCUGCCCUGAUAGCGUUCUACCUCAUUUAUGUGAGUUAACUGUUGCUCCCUUACUCCCGUCCCCGUCCCUUGUUACUCCACGCCUACUUUUUCUUUAACAUGCGGUUGAAAACUUCUCUUGCUACGUCCGCACUCUGUUGCUUCCACGGUGUGGUGAUUCAUUAGCCCUCUUUUUGUUUAUAAUCGGGGUUCAUCGUAAACGACAGGACAACCACUAUGCGAGGGACACAGUUUUGAUUUGCGCGUAAGACAGCCGUUAGCCUCGUCUAUUUCCUUUACCAUUUAUUCCGUUUCAACGUCAAGACAAAAUUCAGAUGACCAGAGAUUAGUGUUGAUAGAGCCAUCGUCCUGGCGUAAAGUCUCUGUUUGCGCGUGCCGCACAUGCGACAGGUUGGCUUGCGAACGACGAUGUCUAGCACGUGUGCCACAGCAUGGUGGGUGCAGGACGCUGACUAACACCUGAAUGAGUUUAUCGUGGUAGCAGACUUGCGCACCAUCUGUCAUACCCAUUUCUCGCUUACCUGAGCGAGGUGAGAAGAGAGGGUUAGGAUGACCGGGGCGAACUCGGGCGCAGCGGCUGACAAAGUUAAACAGUCCGUCUGCGCUUACCACGAACGACCUGAUCUCUGCACAAUAUAUCAUGUUUUCAUAAAAGAAGGGGGCGGUUAUGGUGCCAUAGGAGUGUCAUAGAGGUCACACCAUGAAGGAGCCAUCGAACAUUACUUUCAGUCCACGUACGCACAAUACUGCCUACGAGGAUCGCGUUAUCUCGUCAAUUGACAGUCUUCCAAACCACGACUUUUGGUGUGUCAUGAUGGUUUUAAAGUACGUCAAAUUUAUUGUAGUGAGGAAUGCGUUAAAGUGCCGUGGGGAUGGAACUUCAGAGUCGACCUCGCUCUCCUCUCCCGCGCAGCGUCCAGGCUGGUCAGCUAUCUGGUGCUGGGAUUGAGCGCGGUGACCGACAGCUCAUCAGCCCGUCUACACGGGCCGCUCAUGACCUGGCCCUCCGACGCAGUGUGUCAGCUUUUCCCGGGGCGGAAGAGACUCGGGUUUGACGUGUAUGCGAGUGCCAUGAAGGCCACAUCAAGAGGGGACCAUCAAGUCUGACGCCAUAAAUGUGCUGGCUCAGGUUUCGUUAACUUAGAUCCUACGGCAGUGAGAGUUACCUUAGACCACCACAAGAAGGAGCUGCUGUAACGGACACCCCAUCCGAAGACCACGUCAUUGUCGUUAGUCGACACCCAGGUCACAGACUUUGAAACAUCGUGAUAAUAGAAGCCUGUACGGCAAACAUAUGUUGUCCAUGAGUGUUCGUCAUGUCGAUGCAGUUGUCUAGUAGGUUAAUAUCUGACUGAAGUUAUAAAAGGGAUAACUAGUUCUUUUAAUAUGAACAGUUCGGAAGGUCUUUCGUUGGGGGGGGGGGGAGGAUAGGGGAGUAAGGGAAGUGUGUUAUAACUUGCCAAGCUGAGAAAUUGCAAGCAGUUUUCUUGCCUCUAAUUGCUCGUCUUUGUCUAUUUGACUGACUAAAUGGCCAAGUAUAGGCUACGACAAAAUUUGAUAUAUAACGAGGCGAGUGUAGUGGUGAAUUGUACGUACACUUUCUUAUGAAAAAUUGACUUUAGGGUACAUCAACGUCACUAUUCAAGUUUCCACCGUGUCAGGACGACGGGGAAGGGGGAGCGUGGGUACGCAGGCGCAUUAGUUAAUAAGGCCAACUAACACGUCUGCGUGUACCUCUGACGGCCUGGUUCCAAACUCCGCGUAUAUCAUGCCUCUAUGGGGGAGUCUAGAGUCGCACUGGAAAGAGGUUCCAUAAAGAGGAGCAGGUUAUCCAAUGCGCCUUCGAAGUUUAAAAAAUGGCGAGGAAAUGGGGCGAAAAGUUAGCCUCUACGCUCUUCCACACUGCACUAGUUCUAGUUAAGCUGUCUGGGGACUAGGUCGGAUGCAGUACCUGACGUAGCUUAAGUUUAUCGUCUCUAAGGUGUCACACCUGUUCGGUCUCCUUUUCUAUCUAACAAACGAACGCAGCCUGCUGGGUUACUUCAUGACAACGUUAAGAGACAGUACACAAGUAAACCACUGCGAAGGAAGUCAGUGUAACAUGGCAGUGAAACCGUUUAAGACUGGGAAUGGGAUGCCAGUGAGUCUAAAAGGUAAGGUCCAUGUGACUCCUCAGGUUCCUCUCUUUCCGCGGGAGCCUUUCCACCCAUGUCGCGCGUACAUUUACGGGUGAUCGUGCAUGUGUCGAUCCGCCCAUAAAGUUUCUGGUGGUUAAUCGGUUCCACCAACUCCGCACUGCGCGCUACGUGAUUUGUGCUUUUCGAUCGCUCAUCAGCUGAUCAGAUCUAGAUUACGUCCAUCAGUAGGUUUAUUACCCUACUUGUUCACACUUCAAAUUCUUUUGCAAUUCUAGGUUUAUAGAAUUGGGAUCUUUUUUGGAAUCUAUCGGCUCACCACUGAGCUUUCAACACCGUUCACCAACCAGCGGUACGUUUCAUCUUUGCCUGCCAUAACCUAGAACAUGGUUUAUCCAGUGGGCACUUCUGGUAGAUUACUUCACUUUCUUGAGUAUCCUAGCAUUCACGAGAACGUUAGUGUAGACUUUGGUGAGGUACAGUCAUCCGGCCAACGUCCAUGAACUUUUAUUUAGUAUCUCUGUCGGCCGACUUAGUCGACAUAAAAUUUCAUCGUUUUGUUGGCCGAAACUCCAGGCGCAGACCUCCAUAAUGUGAAAAUUCAUUGAGGCUUGUUCUGCAGUCGAAUUCUUCACAUCUAUGGUCUUUGACGUUUGUGUUCGUUAAAGCCCUGCCUUCUAUGCCGAGAUCUGUCUCAAAUUGUCUCAUGGGAACGGAUUUCCAUCUUCAAAAUAGCCGCUCAGUUAACCGGGGGAUUAUCUGCUCAUUGCGAGUAAAAAUAACUGUCGAGCCUAGCCUAACAGCGUCCGUUGCGUGAAGAAGGUCGAGGGUUUUCGGCUCUUGGGCUAGACCUGUUAUCUAGUUUGAUUUUCUGCUGGAGUUAGUGCUGCUUUCUAGCCUUAUGGAAAAAUCAACCGUGAUUAAAUUAAUAUGGGGGGGGAAGGCGAUGAUGAUGAUGAUGAUGAUGAUGAUGAUGAUGAUGAUGAUGAUGAUGAUGAUGAUGAUGAGGAGGAGGAGGAGGAUGUGCGUCUGCUGAUUGGGAUGUUGGCAGUGUUGGUACUGCUGCUACUGAUGCUGGUGUUUUAAGACGCGCGAACUAUAGUCGUCCGGCCAUUCAUAGACACAUUAAGUUGCGGCUCGUCGGACAGCGGCUACAUGGGUCGGUUGAUUGUGAGGAUAGGUUCUUGUAGCACCUGUAUUCAAGGGCUAACGCUACCGCUCACCCCACGGGCACAUCAAUCGAAGACUAAGAUUGUGCUGGACGACGUAGAAGCCUUAUUUUAUGGCGGACAACAUCCGCCAUGUCGCAAUAUCGUCAUGCUUGUUGGUCAUUUUACGGGUGACCGAUUUUUUUAGAUUGGAGCUCAGUCGUGCCUGCAGGCAUUAGUACCGUAUCGUCCGCACCGCUUAUUCUUCCGGCCCGAGUCCACAUAACCCGCAACUAGCCCUCUCUGAUGAUGGUUCUACUUUGCGCCAACCUUGAACGAGCUGGGUGGCCCUCAGUUGGGCCAGUUGGCGGGUCACGUCUUCUCGGGAUUCUAUCUUUCCUGAAUGCUGGCGGUGGUGGUGUCGGUGGUGCUACUGCAUCUGAUGAUGAUGAUGAUGAUGGUGGUGGUGGUGGUGAUGAUGAUGAUGAUGAUGAUGAUGAUGAUGAUGAUGAUGAUGAUGAUGAUGAUGAUGAUGAUGGGCUGUCAUUAAUCUAUUUCAUAAUUUUCCGUAGUGAAAUCGCCAUUUCGAUCUUCAUAUCGGACUGACUAUAUAAAAGUGCAAAGCCCAACGCUAGUACGGUACUUGCGGCGGCUCAUUAAAGCACUGUCAUACGGGAGUAGUUGUGACUUGUCAGAAGGCAUAAUUUGGACUUCCGAUGUUAUCUCUCCAGCCUUAUUCCGACUUUGUGCAAGUCACUUGAAAUAUUCUUGGGUAGAGGUAACUAGUAACUACUGGUUUCUAAUUCCACCCUUGUUUAGGUGGUUCUUCCGAACUCUCGGAUACACACCUGACAGACGUAGGGUUGCCCUUACAACCCUCGUCUACUCCGUUCUUUUCGCGAUCACAAGGAACGCCCUAGUGAUACCCUACUGGAUCAUAUCAUACAUGGUCUACAACAGUCCUGAACACCUGAGGGCCAGCCGCAUGCUGCCCAACCUCAAUCGAAUCUGGUUCACCGCCUCUCUCACCCUCGAUGCCCUAAACACGUACUGGGCACUACAAGUUUACCCCAUUGGACACCAAGCCGCUGUCUUACUCUAUACUGCCGACUGGCGCACGGAUAUCGAUCGCGCGAAGGCUCGACUACGUGGUCGCUUCCAGAGCGCCCGAAGACGUGCCAUGAACACGAAAUUGAUCAAGUCUCUACGGCGGACUGCCUCAUUCGGCCGAAUUCACCGAGCCUUUUCAAGACCUACCUUCCCCUACGACUUUGAUGUCUUUCCGGAGGCACUGAGCGAGCCAGAGUUCGAUGAUAAUUCAGACACGACCACUCCAAUUGACCAUUCCCCCACUCCGAAUGAUGGUGGAAACGAAUCGAGUCCAGAAGAUGGGCUGUAUUCAUCCUCUGGUCUCGUUUUUCGGGCUCGGCCAGAACCCUCUUCCGCCUAG